This is a messenger RNA of Cyprinus carpio (common carp), 2100 nucleotides long. RefSeq lists its product as uncharacterized. Gene Ontology annotation, cellular component: nucleus. The record is from RefSeq and is a predicted model, not a curated record. Gene Ontology annotation, molecular function: RNA polymerase II cis-regulatory region sequence-specific DNA binding; DNA-binding transcription activator activity, RNA polymerase II-specific; promoter-specific chromatin binding. Gene Ontology annotation, biological process: epidermis development; positive regulation of transcription by RNA polymerase II. Lineage: Eukaryota; Metazoa; Chordata; Actinopteri; Cypriniformes; Cyprinidae.
AUACAAACUCAGAUAUUUCUGAUCAAAUGAUCUGAGCGGCUCCAGGUGCACUUUAGAGCUCUAAAGGACUUCUUAUCAUUUAAGCACAAUACAGCUCAGAGCGUGUGAGUGUCAUGUACCUGCAGGCGCGCAAAGGUUGUGUAUCCUCAGGGUGCUAAACGGCUGGAGCUCCGCCCCUUCACAGGUGUGACACCAGCGGACAGGUAGAGCUCUUCAGCAGAGAUUCACUUCACCCGUCCCAGACACCUGUUACAGAACAAGACCAGACCGAGAGCGACGGUGCUUCUGCUUCAGGACGCGGUGAAAGGAUAAUUGAUGUGUUACUGUAAAAACCAUCAUCCUUCUCUACAAACAAGAUCACCGUAGGACCAUCUAUCACGACUUCUGUGCUUUCUCCGUCGCGAUGAACAUCCCUGCGAAAGAACGCAAACCAAAGAAGCCUCACUACAUCCCUCGUCCUCCGGGCAAGCCCUUCAGAUACCAGUGCUUCCAGUGUCCCUUCACCUGCAACCAGAAAUCACACCUGUUCAACCACAUGAAGCACAACCUGUGCCCCGUCUCCACCUCCAUCAGCUCCAGCGCCGGCGCAGUGGAGGAAAGCAGCGGAGGACGGCCGUCAGAGGAGGAGACAGACCCCCCUGAAACACAGCCAUCUGAACCAACAUCUCCAGACGUCUGUGAGGUAACCACAUCAACUGUGUGUAAACCAGAAGUGCUCCGUCCUCACGGUCCCGGGUCGGUCUGGAGGCCUCCGGUCGAGUUCACACCCACCGCUCUGAACCUCCAAAACAAGACUCAUCUGCAGGAAACAAUGGAGGAUUUCCCGGGGUUUCACUCCCAUGCCGUUCCUGCAGCAUUUUAUCCGCUUUAUCCUCAAUAUCAGCCCUACAUCUACGAGCCCGUCCUGCCUUACGUCCACGGACUGUUUCCUCAGACGUUGCUCCCGAUGCCGGAGUACUUCAGGUACUACUACACAAUCCCGGCUCCCAGCUACGGCCGAUACCAUCCGCUGGAGCAAACUCACCCCUCCUUGUCCUCCGUCCCAUACUCUGUGAUGGACGUCGGUUCUGCGUUUUCAGCGCCGCCGCAACACGAAGGCCUGAAUGUGUCACAUGAUUUUUAUGCGCUCACAAAUGUGAAGGGAAAGGAGGUUCAGGUGAGUCCACAGACGGGACGCUCCGCGGCCGGAUCACCCGACAGACCCCACGCCUCCCACAAACCCCAGCAGCCACCAGAUGAGAGGUGUGCAUUAGAAGCCAGCCAAUCGGAAGAGAGGGGCGGGGCCACACAAGAACAAGAGGACAGGAGUCUCCCAGAGAGGGCAUCAUCUGCAUCCCGAGAGAUGGAAAGAGGGGGGAAUGACAGAUUUGAUGAGGAUACUUUGGUUCCUCUCAACCUCUCCAGGAGAGACAGUCCUCUGAAUCUGGCUACGACAACUCGAUCAGACAGUGGCCUGAUGAAUGAGGGGAUUGUGGGUACCGUAACAUCACAAGAAGACCAUCACUUACCUGUAGAGAAAACAGCCGCGUUCGCUCUCUGUCAGCUGGCUCAGUAUGGCGCUUCAGACCUCAGCAGAAACCCUGAUGCAAAUGUCUGUCAUGAGCAAGAAACAAACCUUCUGACCUCAGUUCGAAGUCCAGCAUCUGAUGCGAGCGAACACAGAGAGUUCACAGAAACAGCUUCCACUGACUCUAAAACAACCGCAGAUGUGAAAUCAGGUAUAUGUGUGGAAAGCUCCGCCCCUUCCGCUGAUGCUGCAGAAGUCUCCGCCCCCUCAUCAAAUAUUCCACAUCAAACACAGACAAAAAGACACGGAAGACAAAACAUGAAGAGAAAACUGACGAGCAGCCGCAGCAAACACAACCUGAGGAAGAGAAUUCGCCGUUAAUGUCAGAAAAUCACCUCGGAAAUCUAAAAUAAAUGAGAGACUACCUUAUAACCAAUAAAGUUUAAAUGUUUCAGGGAAGAUCAGUUCAACUUUCAUGUGAAGCACAGAAUCAUACGGUUUUUAUUGUUUUUAAACACUGUUAACAUGAUUUUUCUUACACUGGUUUGAGGUUUUCAUACUUCCCUGUAAAAUAAACUAAAUGGUCAAACUGA